AUGGAGGACAACACUCAAGUCAGCACCAUGGAGCGUGUGUGCAAAGAUGUACAAGCUCCUGCCAUGUACAAGCCUACCGACGAGCAGUUCUUCGAGGAUGAAACCCAUUCCAAGCCCAACCUUCAGUUCCUCAAGCAACAUUUCUACCGCGAAGGUCGUCUUACCGAGGAGCAGGCUCUUUGGAUUCUUAAGAAGGGUACCGAGCUUCUGCGCGCCGAGCCCAACCUUCUCGAGAUGGACGCUCCCAUCACCGUCUGUGGUGACGUUCACGGACAGUACUACGAUCUCAUGAAGCUCUUCGAAGUUGGUGGUGACCCCUCCGAGACCCGAUAUCUCUUCCUUGGUGACUACGUCGACCGAGGUUAUUUCAGCAUAGAGUGUGUUCUCUACCUCUGGUGUCUCAAGAUUCACUACCCCAAGACGCUCUGGCUGCUGCGAGGAAACCACGAAUGUCGCCACUUGACCGACUACUUCACCUUCAAGCUUGAAUGCAAGCACAAAUACUCCGAGACUAUCUACGAGGCAUGCAUGGAUUCUUUCUGUGCCCUUCCUCUCGCGGCUGUUAUGAACAAGCAGUUUCUUUGCAUUCACGGUGGACUGAGCCCCGAGUUGCACACUCUGGACGACCUCAAGAGCAUUGACCGUUUCCGCGAGCCUCCUACUCAGGGUCUUAUGUGUGAUAUCCUCUGGGCUGAUCCUCUCGAAGACUUUGGCCAGGAGAAGACCAGCGACUAUUUCUUGCACAAUCACGUUCGAGGAUGCUCUUACUUCUUCUCCUACCCUGCCGCUUGUGCCUUUUUGGAAAAGAACAACCUUCUCUCGAUUAUUCGCGCCCAUGAGGCCCAAGAUGCCGGCUACCGUAUGUAUCGCAAGACGCGAACCACGGGUUUCCCCAGUGUUAUGACCAUUUUCUCUGCUCCCAACUAUCUCGACGUCUACAACAACAAGGCCGCCGUUCUGAAGUACGAGAACAAUGUCAUGAAUAUUCGACAGUUCAACUGCACUCCUCACCCUUACUGGCUCCCCAACUUCAUGGAUGUCUUUACCUGGUCUCUUCCUUUCGUCGGAGAGAAGAUUACCGACAUGCUUAUUGCCAUUCUAAGCACAUGCUCAGAGGAGGAGCUCAAGGAGGAGACACCUUCUUCAACCUCUCCCGGACCCGCCUCGCCUGCCCUCUCUAACGACCCCGAGUCAAUUGAGGUUCGACGACGGGCCAUCAAGAACAAGAUCCUGGCCAUUGGUCGCCUGUCUCGCGUAUUCCAAGUGCUUCGCGAGGAAUCAGAGAAGGUCACAGAGCUCAAGACUGUUUCUGGCGGAAGAUUGCCCGCUGGAACCCUCAUGCUCGGUGCUGAGGGUCUCAAGAACGCUAUUAACGGAUUCGAGGAUGCGCGAAAGGUUGAUUUGCAGAACGAGAGGCUGCCACCUACUCACGACGAAGUGGUUAAGCACCAGGAGGAGGAACGAAACACUGCCCUCCAGAAGGCUGCCGAGGACGCCAAUAACGACACGAAGUUGCAGCAACUCUCCAGGAGGCUUAGCACGUAA
Molecule: messenger RNA, 1545 nt
Organism: Fusarium graminearum PH-1
Lineage: Eukaryota; Fungi; Ascomycota; Sordariomycetes; Hypocreales; Nectriaceae
Product: serine/threonine-protein phosphatase 2B catalytic subunit
Exons: 3
Coding region: 1-1545 (514 amino acids)
Biological process (GO): fungal-type cell wall organization; calcineurin-mediated signaling
Cellular component (GO): cytoplasm; calcineurin complex
Molecular function (GO): calmodulin binding; calmodulin-dependent protein phosphatase activity
Source: RefSeq, a predicted model, not a curated record